AAAGUGUGGAGCACAGACAUGAGUUCAGUCGUUGCUAUAGAGUGCAAUAUGAGUAAAGUCACAAUCACCAAUGGCCACCAUCAUGUGAAUGAAGCUGAAGUGGACUGCUCAGAUGGCGAGCACUUUCUCUCUGAGGCAUUCAAAGUGAUCCUAGCAGAGGCAGUUCAUAAAGCUACUGACGUGAAAGAAAAGGUGUGUGAGUGGAGCGAGCCUGAUCAGCUGAGAGCUCUGCUGGACCUGGAGCUCAAAGAUUAUGGAGAAUCUCAUGAAAAGCUGCUGGAAAGAGUCCGGGAUGUGGCCAAAUACAGUGUGAAAACUAAUCACCCUCGCUUUUUCAACCAGCUGUUCGCCGGAGUGGACUACCAUGCACUGACUGGACGCCUCCUCACAGAGACACUCAAUACCAGUCAGUACACAUACGAGGUGGCUCCGGUGUUCGUUCUAAUGGAGGAAGUGGUUCUUCGCAAAAUGCGUUCCCUAGUGGGCUGGUCAGAGGGGGAUGGCAUAUUCUGCCCUGGGGGCUCUAUUUCUAACAUGUAUGCCAUGAACGUUGCCCGAUAUUGGGCAUUUCCGCAGAUUAAGACUCAAGGCUUGUGGUGUGUUCCACGCUUGGCUGUGUUCACAUCUCAGGAGAGUCACUACUCAAUCAAAAAGUCUGCUGCAUUUCUGGGGAUUGGAACAGACAAUAUCUACCUUGUGAAAGUGGACGAAAGUGGCAGAAUGAUCCCUGAGGACCUUGAAGCUAAAAUUGUUCAUGCCAAAUCACAAGGCGCAUUCCCAUUCUUUAUCAAUGCAACAGCUGGCUCCACCGUACAAGGAGCCUUUGACCCCCUGGAGCGUAUAGCUGAAAUCAGCGAGAGGAACAGCAUGUGGAUGCAUGUUGAUGCAGCGUGGGGUGGAAGCACACUGUUUUCCAAGGAACACAAGCAUCUGAUGGCAGGAAUCGAAAGAGCAAACUCUUUGACCUGGAACCCUCAUAAAAUGCUGAUGACAGGUCUUCAGUGCUCCGUGAUUUUAAUGAGAGACACAACGAACCUGCUGAUGCAGUGUCACUGCGCCAACGCUACAUACUUGUUUCAGCAAGACAAGUUCUAUGAUACAAGUCUGGACUCAGGGGACAAGUCUAUUCAGUGUGGACGCAAAGUGGACUGUCUGAAACUGUGGCUAAUGUGGAAGGCAGUAGGCUCACAGGGCUUAGCCGAUCGUGUUAACAAGGCUUUUGCCAAUACAAGGUAUUUGGUGGAGGAGAUGAAGAAAAGAGAGGGAUUUCAGCUUGUCUCUGAGCCACAAUUUGUGAACGUGUGCUUCUGGUUUGUUCCUCCGAGCAUUAGAGGAAAAGAGAACUGUCCAGAUUACCAGGACAAAUUAGCAAAGGUGGCACCAGUUAUAAAGGAACGAAUGAUGAAGCGUGGCUCUAUGAUGGUGGGGUACCAGCCUCUGGGUAGUCGGGUGAACUUUUUUCGAAUGGUAAUUCUCUCUCCCCAGCUGAAGCACGCUGACCUGGACUUCUUUCUGGAUGAGAUAGAAAGGCUGGGAAAAGAUCUGUAACUGAGCUGUGGUAGUUGGAUAUCCCUUAUAUAGAUCUAUCUACAGGCAGUAUUACUGUAAUUCAGUUAGAAUACUGGUUCUUAACUGAGAAGUUAAGGGACCAUUAACAAUUACUUUGAUUGGUUUUUUUUGUUUCACUACAAGUGUUGUUCUCCAGCCUAAAUUUAAAUCCACCACAUUUAGCUUAUGUGUGACUACUACAAAAAAAAAAAGAUUCACAGAUAUACAUUAUUGUAACUAAUUGCUUUAUAAAGUCCUCCAAAAUUUGAAAAGCUUUUUAAUUUAAAACGUUAGUUACAUUUUUAUUUCAAACAGAGGCUAGCAGUUAGUCUGCUGGUCUGUUAGCUGUUCUAAUGUUACCUAAGUUUACAUUUAUGGCAUUUUGCUAACACUACAUAAACUACCUAUUAAAUAUGAUGGUUUGUUUUAAUGUUUGGAAGUAGAUAAAUAACUAAAAACUCCCAGUUGUUUUCCCCAUAACCAGUGUGAAAUAGUUAACUUGCCUAGUAAACAAAAGACUUGCUCCCAAAUACCAUUUUUAGUGCACUGAAUUGGCAUUUACUAUUUACAGUAGUAUGAGGUUUGGGAUUUCAUUUAAAUAUUUUCUGAGGCAUUAGAAAAUACAUGUGUAAAUAAUAAAUAAUGUAUUAACAUCCACAAAGUUGAAUCAGUUCAUC
Molecule: messenger RNA, 2225 nt
Organism: Trichomycterus rosablanca
Lineage: Eukaryota; Metazoa; Chordata; Actinopteri; Siluriformes; Trichomycteridae
Gene: csad
Product: cysteine sulfinic acid decarboxylase
Exons: 14
Coding region: 19-1548 (509 amino acids)
Biological process (GO): carboxylic acid metabolic process; taurine biosynthetic process
Cellular component (GO): cytoplasm
Molecular function (GO): sulfinoalanine decarboxylase activity; pyridoxal phosphate binding
Source: RefSeq, a predicted model, not a curated record